Molecule: messenger RNA, 1474 nt
Organism: Myzus persicae (green peach aphid)
Lineage: Eukaryota; Metazoa; Arthropoda; Insecta; Hemiptera; Aphididae
Exons: 2
Coding region: 324-1352 (342 amino acids)
Molecular function (GO): DNA binding
Source: RefSeq, a predicted model, not a curated record
UGUUUCACACGAGACACUUUGUGGCCAGCGACUAGUGUCUGAAAAGAAUCGGGCGAUUUAAAAUAUAUUGAUAUUUAUAGAAGCGUUCACACGAGACACAGAUAAGGAAUCAGUGUCCCGCAGGCGUUUCGAAGUGUCUCUUCCCCUCUAGUAGCCGGACACUGUGUUUGUGUCUGAGCCACCGAUAAUCUACACAUUGUUAUGAAUAUGUUCAGACGAGACACACGAGACCGCCAAUUUAUACCGAUUUUAAACAAUAAUUAAUAAAUAAUUUAUUGAGGCAGUAAUUAUUUUAUUACAUAUUUUGAAAUUGAUCAAUAAUUAUGAUCCUUGAUACGGACAAAUUCAUAGUUGAGAUUGAAAAACGGAAAGAGUUGUGGGAUAUUGCAAGCACUAAUUAUGCUAAUAAGAUCAUAAAACGAAAUUCAUGGAUAGACGUGUGCCGAAUAUUUUGCGAGAAAUAUGACGAAAUGCCAACAAUUGAACAAAAUGAAAUGAUAAAGGAAGUACAAAGAAAAUGGAAAAGUCUUAGGAAUUGUUUUGCACGCGAGCAAUCUCGAAGAAAAAAUAUUAAGUCUGGCUCAGGUCAAUCAUCUUGGAAAACGUACGUAUUUUAUAAUCAGUUAUCAUUUCUUGGAUCAAGUGCAACAAAUAGACCAACUACAUCUAAUGUCACUCCUACACAUGAUGAUGAUGAUGAUGAUGAUGAUAAUGAUGAAUUGGGCACAGAACAAAAUACUCAAGAUAGUGAACAUUUUUUUGAGUCGACAGAAGAAUCUCAAACUCGCAGAAAUCAGAGACAAAAAAAAAAAUCAAAAUCAAACCAUAAUGAAUCUGAAGAAAAUUUGUUUGGAACUAUAGCCAGAAGUUUAGAAUUUAGAAACCAAAUGGAAAAAGAAGCAAUGGAGGAUCAAGAUCGACUAUUUUUGUUAUCUUUAGUGGGUGAUUUAAAAAAAGUCCCCCCUCAUUUGAAAAUGCAAGUGAAAUCAAAUAUAAUAAAUGUUAUCAGUCAUAGCCUCGCACUCCAACCACAAAGAAUUGAUUUUGAUCCACGUUGUCAGUUAAAUCCUCCAAAUAGUUAUCAAACAUUACCUUUUACUCAACACCCAUUUGGACUCCAACAAGCUGCUACAUCUCAACAACCACUUUCAACAUUUACACAAGCCUUUCCGAAUCACUAUACUAAACGUAUGUCUGAUGUUCAAUACAAUAAUCAAAAUAUUAACUACGCAAUGGAUACUUCAUCUACAUCUACCAACAGUAAUAAUUCCUCGUUAGACGUAGAAAGUAGUCCACCAAUUAAUUCAAACUUGGUUAGUUACAUAAAUGAUUAUACAUCCUCAGACAACUAACAAGUGCGUAAUAAGUAUUUUUGAUCAGUUUAAACGAGUUGUUUUAAAUCUACGUUUUAUUUUAAAUAUUAUUACUUAGUAAGUGAUGUAAAAGUAUACACACAUUUUUUUAUAAGAACGGU